UUGAUGAGGUUAGAUCGAGUCGGGUGAAAUGAAUUCCUUUAUUAAUUUUAUUUAUUUUUUUUUUUUUUUAGGCAUGGUUUCCUUUAUUACCUUCCCCACUCCCUAAAGGCCCAAGUAGGUUCGUGGUUCUCUACACUUCAAUUUAAAAUUUUUUAAUUUUAUCUAUUUGGUGGGCAUUAAUUUUUUUUUUUUGACGAGUAAUUAUUUAAGACAACCAACCAUACAUGAAAAUGAAAAGAAAACGAACGGUCCACAAUCAUAGAUUUCCCACUUUUUUUUUUCCUGUUGGAAGAAUGAUGAAGAAACGAACAUCCCAAAUCAGCCAAUAUGAACACACAUAACGUCGAAAAAACUUACCAAAAAUAGAAAGAAAUUAAGAGGAGAGAGAAAAUGAAGAACAAAGGAGGUGAAACCUCGCAAUCCCGCAACUCGCCCUCUGACUCACCUUCUGCGCCACCGACUCGCACCACGAGCUCAAAUUCCGACGCACCUUUGAGGCGCAGAAACGCGCCAUUUUUGAUCGUUUGCAGAUGUUUCAGCCUUAUUACCGCCAUAUCUGCUAUUCUCUGUAUUGCCGUCAAUAUUCUCUCUGCUGUUCGAUCCUUCAAGCAUGGAGCUGAUGUUUUUGAUGGGAUUUUUCGAUGUUAUGCGGUUGUGCUAGCGAUUUUGGUGGUUUUGGCUGAGACUGAGUGGAGUCUCAUCUUCAAAUUCUGGAAGGUGUUGGAGUAUUGGCCUGGCAGAAGCAUGUUACAAAUCUUUGUUGCUGUUAUGACUAGGGCAUUCUCUGACUUUAUUGGCAAGCAACGUGAUAUAGUUCUACUUCAGAGUAUAGCAAGCUAUCUGCUUCUUUCAUGCGGUGCUGUUUAUCUUGUAUCGGGAAUCCUUUGCAUAGGUAUUCUGAAGCGCUCCCUAGAACAGAAAGAAAUUUCAAGGGAUCAAGCAGUUAAGGAUCUACAGGAGCUGGAGAAGAAGCGGCAGGAGCUUGAAGCUUUGUUAAUUGAAGAAGAACACAUUUGAUAGAGAAUUCAUAUGUUGGUUUGUCACAGUUCCUUAUCUGGAAUUCUGGAUUUUCUCCGGAAUAUCGAGGAAGACAAGCUUGUAACUGACCAUUUUAAUCAAAACAAUUGUACAGGAAGACAAGCCUUGAAGCUUUAGCACUUAGUAGAACCUCUCUCUUCUUUUUUUUUUUUUUUUUUUUUUUUUUUUUUUUGAGGCCUUAUAUAGUCGUAUUUUUUCUUUUUUUUACAUUCUCGAAUUUUGUGGAUAAAGAGUGUAGCUGAUUGAAAGAAUCUGUAACCAAUGUAUGUAGUACUUCUUAAAACUGGAAAAGUACGUUACUUCUCCAUUUUACUCGUAGUAUAUUUGCAUUUUCGCACAAGUGCACAACUGUGAUGAAGUUUGGGCCAAUCUUUUUGAUAA
This is a messenger RNA of Chenopodium quinoa (quinoa), 1419 nucleotides long. RefSeq lists its product as uncharacterized. The record is from RefSeq and is a predicted model, not a curated record. NCBI's taxonomy places the organism in Eukaryota, Viridiplantae, Streptophyta, Magnoliopsida, Caryophyllales, Amaranthaceae. The transcript has 6 exons. Bases 391 to 1017 code for a protein of 208 amino acids.